Hordeum vulgare subsp. vulgare (domesticated barley) is the source of this 1311-nucleotide messenger RNA. Its product is annotated as D-amino-acid transaminase, chloroplastic-like. Bases 132 to 1127 code for a protein of 331 amino acids. Gene Ontology annotation, biological process: folic acid biosynthetic process. The record is from RefSeq and is a predicted model, not a curated record. The transcript is spliced from 4 exons. NCBI's taxonomy places the organism in Eukaryota, Viridiplantae, Streptophyta, Magnoliopsida, Poales, Poaceae. Gene Ontology annotation, molecular function: 4-amino-4-deoxychorismate lyase activity; pyridoxal phosphate binding.
GCGCAGCGAGGAGGCCCGCCGGCCAAUUAUAAAACCUCAGUCCGAGCAGGCGCUCCACUCGCACUGCUACUACGCUCGAGCUAGCCUCCGCUACUUUGCCGUGUUCCUCUCACGGAUAGCAUCAGAUCAGCAUGGGCUCCUACGUUCAGGGUGAGGAUCAAGUUCCCGUCUAUGAAUCUGGUGCAGAUGCCCUGCAGAAGCUGCAAGAGAAAUGGAAGUCCACGGCGGCGCCGUACCCGGCAAUGUAUUCGAGCUUCUUGGGCGGCAUCGUCCUGGACCCGGCCAUGAUGGCCCUCCCCAUCGACGACCACAUGGUCCACCGCGGCCACGGCGUCUUCGACACGGCCAUGCUCCUCGACGGCCACCUCUACGAGCUCGACGCGCACCUGGACCGCUUCCUGCGCUCCGCGGCCCAGGCCAAGGUGGGCACUCCGUUCCCGCGCGACACGCUGCGCAGCAUCCUCGUGCAGAUGACGGCGGCGUCCGGCUGCCGGAAGGGCUCCAUCCGGUACUGGCUGAGCUCCGGCCCCGGCGACUUCCUGCUCUCCUCCAGCGGCUGCCCCGGCCCGGCCUUCUACGCCGUCGUCAUCCCGUCCGACUACGCGCAGUGCCGCGACGGCGUCCGCGCCGUGACCACGUCAGUGCCCAUGAAGCCGCCGCUGUUCGCCACCAUGAAGAACGUCAACUACCUCCCCAACGUGCUGUCCAUCAUGGACGCGGAGGAGCGCGGCGCGUUCGCGUCCGUGUGGGUGGACGAGCAAGGGUACGUCGCGGAGGGGCCCAUGGUGAACGUCGCCUUCGUAACCCAGGGCGGCGAGCUCGUGCUACCGGUGUUCGACAAGAUCCUCAGCGGCUGCACCGCCAAGCGGAUGCUGGCGCUGGCGCCGAAGCUCGUUGAGGCCGGCCUGCUCAAGGGCGUCAGCACCCAGCACAUCACCGCCGACGACGCCAAGCGCUCCGUGGAGAUGGCCUUCGUCGGCAGCGGCCUGCCCGUGCUGCCCAUCGUCGAGUGGGACGGCCAGCCCAUCGGCGACGGGAAGGUGGGGAAGCUGAUGCUGGCGCUGUCCGAUCUGCUGUGGGAGGAUAUGAAGUCCGGGCCGGACAGGGUCGCCGUUCCAUACAAGUAAAUCCAGGGGAGGGGAAAGCUAGAGAGAUCGCUUGCGCAUGCGUACGGGCACGUUCGUUCGUGUGUGAGCCGACACGCAAUUUGUGGCCGUACUGUUUGUCACUUGACGCGUCAAGUCCUGUAUAACUGUGUUAUGUGUGUGCCGGAUGGAUGACUCAGCAGAUGAAUAAUACGAUCUUGGGUUU